Messenger RNA from Hypanus sabinus (Atlantic stingray), 1305 nucleotides. RefSeq names its product solute carrier family 25 member 5 (gene slc25a5). Gene Ontology annotation, molecular function: ATP:ADP antiporter activity. The transcript has 4 exons. Gene Ontology annotation, biological process: mitochondrial ADP transmembrane transport; mitochondrial ATP transmembrane transport. The record is from RefSeq and is a predicted model, not a curated record. NCBI's taxonomy places the organism in Eukaryota, Metazoa, Chordata, Chondrichthyes, Myliobatiformes, Dasyatidae. The coding region runs from base 141 to 1037 and encodes 298 amino acids. Gene Ontology annotation, cellular component: mitochondrial inner membrane.
AGUCGGCCAUUUCAUCGGCGCCGGCAAGAGUGCGGGGUGCUGUGUGGUCAGUCAGUGCGUGUGUAUAUAUAUUUUAAAAAAAGACACUUGUAUUCAAUAUUUAACACAAAGGUCGCGAAGGUAAAUUGAAGAAGCUCGAAAUGGCAACAGACAAGAUCAUAAGUUUCAGUAAGGAUUUCCUGGCUGGUGGCGUAGCUGCUGCCAUCUCCAAGACGGCUGUAGCCCCAAUCGAGAGAGUGAAGCUUCUACUGCAGGUGCAACAUGCGAGCAAGCAGAUAGCAGCAGAAAAGCAAUACAAAGGGAUAAUUGACUGUGUUGUACGCAUCCCAAGAGAGCAAGGUUUCAUCUCCUUCUGGCGUGGGAAUUUGGCCAAUGUGAUCAGAUACUUCCCCACCCAGGCACUCAACUUUGCUUUCAAAGAUGUGUACAAGCAGAUCUUCCUCGGUGGUGUUGACAAGAAACAGUUCUGGCGCUACUUUGCUGGUAACCUGGCGUCUGGCGGUGCUGCCGGGGCCACGUCUCUCUGCUUUGUCUACCCACUCGACUUUGCCCGGACGCGCCUGGCCGCGGAUGUUGGGAAGUCUGCCUCAGAGAGGGAGUUCUCUGGUCUGGGCAACUGCCUUGCCAAGAUCUUCAAAUCAGACGGCCUGAAGGGACUUUACCAGGGCUUCAACGUGUCUGUACAGGGCAUCAUCAUCUACAGAGCUGCAUACUUCGGGAUCUAUGACACUGCCAAAGGAAUGCUCCCAGACCCCAAGAACACCCACAUCGUGGUCAGCUGGAUGAUUGCUCAGACUGUGACAGCUGUUGCUGGUGUGACUUCCUAUCCAUUUGAUACUGUGCGUCGUCGUAUGAUGAUGCAGUCUGGGCGGAAAGGAGCUGACAUCAUGUACAAAGGAACAAUUGACUGCUGGAAGAAAAUCUUGCAGGAUGAGGGUGGCAAAGCUUUCUUCAAAGGUGCUUGGUCCAAUGUCCUGCGAGGCAUGGGUGGUGCUUUUGUGCUGGUCUUGUAUGAUGAAUUCAAGAAAUUUGUUUAAAUGGUCACAGACGUCAAUGUUGCGUGAACCAGUGUUGUACUGUAACAUAUCUUGUACAUUCAUGGACUUUCUCAAAAAUUACACCUAUUUAUAGGGGCCCAUCUGGUAAAAAGCUGGUUUGGGUUAUGAAGCGACCAUGUUAAAUGACCACAAUCAUUCUCUGUACACUUAGUAUCAUUCCGUAAUGAUGGGACUAAAUCAUUUCAUCCAGCCGGUCUGCUCUUUUUAAAUUACUGUAACUAAAAAUAAAAUUGACAGUGUAAAUGUC